CGGGAAGUUUUGUCAGCACUGAAUUUUUUUAGGGGGUUGCUCAAGGCGGAGUGAAGGGUUUGGGAAAGUUGGUGCUCGUGAAAAGGCAAUGGUCGCUGAGAAGCUCCUUGCAGCAAAUGAAAGGGAUCGCUUGUUUCCUCAAAUCCACGUGUCUUUAGUCCAUUUGCGCCCCCUAUAUUCUGCUACCAGCUCCUGAGGAGGAACUUGAAACUACAACCCGGUGCAUUCUGGGCCCAAGCAAUGACGACGGGAGCGAAACGCUGCAUGCGUUUCGCCUGAAUCCCUCGCCUUUUUUACCGGCUGGAUUACAAGGAAACCCGCAUUUCAUCUUUAGCGGUUCAACAAAUAGGAAAUAUGACUGAGUGGCAGAGGAAAACGCCUUUGGAAUGGCUGACUUAUGUGAAUAAAGAAAUUGAAGUUCUGGCUGCUGAGAAACAGAAUUAUAAAGGAUGGGUUUUAACAGUCGAUCCAGUGUCUGCCAACAUUCUUCUGGCAAAUCCCCUUGAGAAUGGAAAAGUGUCUGUUUCAGGCAUCUUGGGGCAUGCAGUGCAAGAGGUGAAGAUAUUGUCCGAAGCUUCUGAUGCUAUGAAAGAGAAACUUGCCCACCUAUUCAUGCCUGGAGAAAGCCAAACCUACAGUCAAGAGGAGCUGGAGGACAAGAAAAGCAGCUUGAAGAACUGGUUGGAGAAAAACCAUAUUCCUGUAAGGGAGCAAGGAGAGUCACAAAGCACACUCUGUGUUGCAGGCGUGUUGACUAUUGACCCACCGUAUGGACCAGAGGAUUGCAAUAGUUCCAAUGAAAUAAUUUUGUCUCGAGUUCAAGGAUUGAUACAAAGUUAUCUUGGCCUUCAGCAAUGACAGAGUUGAAGAAUUGGGAUGAAGUUAUGCUAACCUUCCCCAACCUAAUGCCUUCUACACAGACUACAAAACUCACAUUGGCCGGGGAUUGAUUUGAGUUGUAGUCCAAAUAUUUAGAGGGCUUCUAGUUAUAUCAGAAGGCCGAUCUAUAAAAUACCUGUUGAAUUUCCCCUUAAUUUAGGCAUUUUGUGUUCCUAAGUGCUAUCAGAAAGUCACAGUCAAAACUGAAUGGUUUUUCUGGAUUUGUUUUGUGAAGAAAUGGCAAAUGUAACAAAUCUGUACUAUAUAUAUUUUUAUAUGAAAAUAAGCAUUGACGUUA
Molecule: messenger RNA, 1177 nt
Organism: Podarcis muralis (Common wall lizard)
Lineage: Eukaryota; Metazoa; Chordata; Lepidosauria; Squamata; Lacertidae
Source: RefSeq, a predicted model, not a curated record